Aureobasidium uvarum is the source of this 2376-nucleotide messenger RNA. Lineage: Eukaryota; Fungi; Ascomycota; Dothideomycetes; Dothideales; Saccotheciaceae. The record is from the annotation of a GenBank genome assembly.
AUGUCGUCCACAGACGAUCUCCAGACCAUCCCUGCACGCCAUGGUACAGCCACGUUCGUGCCCAAGGGCAGCACGAUCAAGAUUGUAAACACCUCGGGCACUCAAGUUAUAGACACCUGGGCCUUUGCUCUGCCGACACCACCCAAAAAGAAAGGACCACAAGAAGAACCGCAGACCGAGGACAAGGAUAAGAGCUAUCAAGAGCAGGAUGAGAAGGAGAAGUUGAGGCUUGCAGAAGAGGAAGACAAGCAGCAGCGAGAAGAUGAAAAGAAAAGGCAAGACGAGGAAGAGAACAGGAAGAAGAAGGAGCAAGAAGAAAAAGACAAGGCUAGCAAGAAGAAGGGCAACAGGAAGUCGCGAGGAAGCUUGGACUUGCCCUCGCAAGAAGAGGCUGAAGCUGCGACUUCCCAGCAACAGCAGUUGGCCGAUGCCGAAUCCAAGCAGCAGUCGACGCCGACCAAGAGCAGCUGGUCUUCGUACCUUCCUUCUUUGCGUGGAAGAAAGCAAGUCACCGAUGGAAGUGCCAAAGAAGAUGGCAAGGCUUCCGAGAAGAAGGAUGAGACUGCCUCGACAGAAGAGUCUGACAAGCAACAAGACAAGGAGAAUUCGAGAAAAUGGGGCAGCUAUUUGCUCAAGGGUCAGGGCGUUACCAGUUAUCUGCCCAGCAAAGGAGCCAUCUCUGCUUUCGCCGCUCAGCAUGCACGCGAUCCCAACAAGACGUAUGCAGAGCAACUUGCCGACUUUUCUCGAACCCCAGUCGGAGCUGCAUCUCUGUCAGCUCUUACUGGUUCUGGAUCCGUUUCCUCCCUCUAUGCUGGCUACAGUGCCUGGAACGCCAUGCAUGGUGACACCGCCCAAAUGGAGUAUUUGAGCAUGCCGCAUACUCGCGCCUCGACCCUCCACAUGGUCCCUCGCGUCAAUGACGUUCUCGUUUCCAACCUGAGAGAGCCCAUGUUGACCCUCAUCGAAGACACUAGUUCUGGUGUUCACGACACCUUGAUCCCCGCCUGCGAUCCUCAACGCUACAAGGCUCUGGAGAUUGAAGAUUGGGAACAGCACGGCUCGUGUGCUGAGAAUUUGGUCCUUGCACUCAAAGAGCUCAACGACCGCGCUGGGCUCAAGGGACCCAAGGGUGUUGGUGCUUCAGUCACGGUCAACUCGGUCCCGGCACCACUCAAUCUCUUUAUGAACAUCCCAUGGAAAGGCGAUAAGGGUGAUCUCUCAUUCGAAUCACCCAAGUGCAAAGAGGGCGAUUACGUGCGCUUCAAGGCUGAGAGGGACAUCGUGGUCAUCAUGUCUGCAUGUCCCAAUGACGUACAGCAGAUCAACAAGGGUCAGUCCAAGGACGGACACUUCUUGGUUGAGCACGCCGAUGACUCGGAAGACGAAGAAGCCCCCACCGAGGUCAAGAAGGCCGAGACCAAGACCGACAAGAAGAAGCCACGCAAGUUGGGCAAAAAGGAUGAAGCCAAGCCUGAAGGAAAGGCAAAGAGUGAGAAGCUAGAGGAACCAAAGGUGGAGAAAGCACUUCUUCCCAAAACUCCCGCGCUCGAGAAGUCAGAGUCUUCUGCUUCGCCUGCUCCCAAGUCCAAGAGCAAACUAAAGAACGACAAGCCUGAAGAACAGAAGAAGGCCGAGAGGACUCCCCUGCCCGAAACACCUGCGACCGAGAAGUCGGAGGCCGCCUCUUCUCCUGCACCGCCGAAACAGCUCAAGGGCAAGCCCCAAAAGCUAGCCGAUGAAGCACAGAAAAAGGCAGAGAAUACACCACUUCCCGAGACGCCUGCCAUCGAGAAGUCUGAAUCUGCCGCCUCUCCUGCUCCCGCAUCGUCUUCAGGACAAGCUACUCCUAAGCCUAAGGGCAAGCCCAAGAAGUUGGUUGACUCUGCGACGGGUGAGAAGAAGAAGCCCCGAAAGCUGGAGUCGAGGGCCAAGGGUACCGCUACCCCCAAGUCUGGAUCUGCCGCAAGUCAACAGGUUGAAUUACAGAGCAACCCUGAGAAAGAAACUGUAAGAGGUGGAAGUGGAGCAAACGAUGAACAAAGGGAGCUUGACAUGGAUUCUGACGCAGAGAAGCAAGGUAAAGACCGAAACACUGGCUUGACUGGAGGGGAGGAAGAGUUGGAUAGGAGUUCGGUCGAGCCCAAUGACGAAGAAAAGGAUGUCGAACCAGUCGACAACAAAUGGGUGUCGCGUGCGGAAAGUGUCGAUGAAAGGAUCAGGAAUACUGGACUCAGAACAGUGCAAUCGCUGUUCAAUGGCGGAUUGGCGUUGUUUGCUCUUGGAGCGUUGUCGCCUGUUGGUUUGCUUCUGAAACAUUUGGAUGACAUGAAGCCAGACAAAGAUGAUUGUGGGCCUGAGAACAGAGACAACUGA